UCAGUAGUCCGACGGUCACCCUCAAAUAAACCGUACCCCGCUCCACCUUUUCUCCCUGGCUUCGUCUCCCCUUUUGGUUUCUGAUCCCCUCUCUCUCUCGCUCGCUCUCAUAAACCCUGAUUCGGAGCGAUGGAGACACCUGAGUACUUCCACGGCGGCUUCUACCGCGGCGGGAACCCGCAGUGCGGGCCGGAGAAAAAGGCCGGCGGCUGUGGCGGAGGUGGGGAGGACCAGUUCUCCCUGGAGGACCUGCUCGACUUCUCCAACGAGGAGGAGGACGAGACGGGAGGUACGCUCGCCGCCGCCGGGAACUCGACCGACUCCUCCACCGUGACCGCCGUGGAUAGCUGCAGCAACUCCUUCUCCGGCCUCGAGCCGCAUUUCUCCAACGACCUCGUCUGCCGGAGCCUCGCCGAUGCCAGCCGUUCCGGCGACCUGUGCGAGCCGUACGAAGAGCUGGCGGAGUUGGAAUGGCUUUCUAAUUUUGUGGAGGAAUCCUUCUCCAGCGAAGACCUCCACAAGCUUCACCCCAUCUCCGGCGUUAGUUCCACCACCACCGGCUCCUCCUCUACGACCACCGCCGCGGCAGCUACCCGAGCUGAGGUCUCCGCUCACACCCAGGUCGCCGCCGGUGGCCGCGUCAACCACGUGGCCCCCUUCCGUCCCGAGGCGAUCGUCCCCGGCAAGGCGCGGAGCAAGCGCUCCCGCGCCGCACCCUGUAGCUGGUCCUCCCGGCUGCUUGUGCUCUCCCCAUCCCUGGCGACCGCCUCGUCGCCGGAGUCGGAGCUCAUCGUGCCCGCCAGCGCCGCCGCGGCCUCCGCUGGCGGCGGAGGAGGAAAGAAGGCGGUGAAGCCGGCGUCGAAGAAGAAGGACCUGACGGCAGGCACCGCCGUACCGGCGGGGGACGGGCGCAAGUGCCUGCACUGCCAGACCGACAAGACGCCGCAGUGGCGGACGGGACCAUUGGGCCCCAAGACGCUGUGCAACGCCUGCGGCGUCCGCUAUAAGUCCGGCCGCCUCGUACCGGAGUACCGCCCGGCCGCCAGCCCCACCUUCGUGGUCUCGAAACACUCCAACUCCCACCGGAAGGUGCUCGAGCUCCGCCGCCAGAAAGAGCUCCAGCAGCAACAACUCUUCCACGCCGGCGGCGUCGCCUCCUUCUACGACGGACCCAUGCCGGUGGCCGCCGUCGCCGACGACGACGACGACUUCUUGAUCCACGGCCCCGACUUCCGGCAUCUCAUCUAAUGGUGUAAUCUUAGGAGGGACCGAUCGCGUCGAGGGGCCAAACAACAAAAAAAGCUCUCGCAGCUCUCGCAGCUCUCGUAGAAAUUAAUUUAGAAGGAUUUAGGCUAUUUUUCAUGCUUUUUCCUCUUUAGCAUCUCUUCAAUGUCCUCCAUUUUUUCCUAAUCCGCUCCUUUUACUAGAAAUUAAUCUUAGGACAAAUUGAGUUGUAGCUCGAACAUUUCUUCAUUCCACACAAAAAGAAAUCAAGAAAUGAGACAACUUGCAAGUCUUUCACUUCAACCCUCUUGCUCUGUGUUGUCUAUUCCCACUCACGGCAUCUCACACAUGUAUCUUCUUCUUCUUCUUCUUCUUUCUAAAUGCAGGUCAAGUAGAUGGUGAUGGCGGAGUGCCUUCUCUCUAGAUAACAUGGGAAUGUGUUCCCGCAAAGCUUUCGGAACGUGAACGUUAAGAACAAAGGGUCACCUCUUUCGAACGGCAGUAAAGCUCGACGGGGUGCGGUCACCUCGGGAUCGUGCAUCGGUGAAGAAGGUACGUGUACCAAUGACUACAUUGGUAGGAGCGUCCUCUCGGGAUCCCAGACACUGCCGCUGAUCCUAAAGAGUGCAUUGGAUGCAUAAAGUCGAACAUCGACAACGAGGAUUAAUCCAUCCGUGGUGGGGCAGAGGGAAAGGCUAUGUAACAGUGGUCACAUGGCCGUCCACCAUUAUUCGUUGCGGGAAUAACGUGGUACCCUUUUACUGUUCCGACCACGACGAGCAGUGCCGGUCACGUCUCCGAGCACGUGCUGGCACGUGGGAUACAAGUACACGUCGUUGUCGGUGGGUGACUUGGCACUGCUUCGACUCCUUUGCAUGUGGAGAAAUGCCGUCAUGUCUGGAAAGAGGUUCUUAGGCUGA
Musa acuminata AAA Group (dessert banana) is the source of this 2144-nucleotide messenger RNA. Its product is annotated as GATA transcription factor 9-like. Gene Ontology annotation, biological process: positive regulation of DNA-templated transcription; cell differentiation. Bases 130 to 1248 code for a protein of 372 amino acids. Gene Ontology annotation, molecular function: zinc ion binding; sequence-specific DNA binding. Lineage: Eukaryota; Viridiplantae; Streptophyta; Magnoliopsida; Zingiberales; Musaceae. Gene Ontology annotation, cellular component: nucleus. The record is from RefSeq and is a predicted model, not a curated record. The transcript is spliced from 2 exons.